Messenger RNA from Heterotrigona itama, 465 nucleotides. Lineage: Eukaryota; Metazoa; Arthropoda; Insecta; Hymenoptera; Apidae. The record is from the annotation of a GenBank genome assembly.
AUGGUAGGUGUAGGACAAAUACCGGGCUCCGAAGUGGCGAAUACCGAAGAGCUGGUGGGGUUGGCCGCGUACACGUACACAACCGCGGGAGAACUUAAAGUGGAAGAGAUAGCCAGUUUGGUUGGCGAUGGUGGGGUGCGACAGCGCGCUGCUAGCCAGGCAACACCACCACACGAACAACCAGCAGCAGCAGCAGCAGCAGCAGCGCCAGCAGCAGCACCACGCAGACCCGACGGAGACGCAAGGAACGGGGUUGAAGAAUCCUACGCCGGCGGAGAGACCAAUCAAGGUUUGACGAACGACGGGGAUUGGUCGAGGCGCUCCUCUGACACGCAGAGAGCUCGGGCACGUGACAAGCUACCGCAUACACCGGGCCUCCGUUGGAUCGUAGCGAGGCCUUCAGUACGAUACCAACUACCCUCCGCGCACGCAACAGCAACGGCGAACGCUGAGCCGCGGCAAUAA